AUGAGGUACAAGCCCUGCCUGAGCCCAUCGUUCUUCUCUCGAUCAACACUGCACACCUUUCUGCUUGGAUUCACUUAUGUCGCUCUGGGAUCAAGCCGUGUCCUUUUGGUUAAAUUCUCAGCCAAUGAGGAUAACACUUAUGACUAUGUUCCAGCGACCGUUAAUGUGUGUGCCGAGGCUGUCAAGCUGCUUUCCUGCUUGAUAAUGGCUUUUAGAGUCAUUCUGAAAGAGAAGCGCCCGCUUAGAUGCUGUACAUGCUUUACUUUAAAGGAGUUCUUUCGCUACAUGAAAUGGGCUGUACCAGCAUUUCUUUACUUUCUGGAUAAUUUGAUCAUUUUCUAUGUUUUGAUCUACUUACAGCCAGCCAUGGCUGUAUUGUUAUCCAAUUUUGUCAUUAUUACAACUGCAUUUUUCUUCAGGAUCAUACUUAAGCGUCAACUUUCAUAUGUACAAUGGGCAUCCCUGCUUAUUCUCUUCCUAUCUAUUAUGGGCCUAACAUCCCAAAAUGGUACCCACAAAGAUGUAUCUGUUCAUGGAGUUCACCACAUAUUCCAUUCAGCCCCAUCCAACAGUUGCAUUUACGUGUCAAAGACUGAUGCAGGAAGCCAGGAUUCCAGGACUUCUGUAUUACAAUCUGCACUGAAGAAUAUGCCUCUUGGAUUCGGUCAUUUUCUCAUUUUAAUUCAAUGUGUUAUAUCAGCUCUAGCAAACAUCUACAAUGAGAAAAUUUUGAAAGACGGGGACCAGAUUUCUGAGAGCAUUUUCAUUCAAAAUAGCAAACUUUACGUGUUUGGCGUGUUGUUCAAUGGCCUCACGUUGUCUUUUCACAGCGAGCACUUUAGCAAAAUAAAAUCCUGUGGAUUUUUCUAUGGCCAUAAUGGAUUUUCAAUUGCUCUCAUUUUUGCAACUGCAUUUGUAGGAUUGUCGGUGGCUUUUAUAUUGAAAUUCCGAGACAAUAUGUUUCAUGUCCUCACGGCACAAGUGACAACAGUUAUAAUUACGAUUGUGUCGUUUUUUGUAUUCAAUUUCAAGCCCUCUCUGGAAUUCUUUCUAGAAGCACCUGUGGUUCUCCUCUCUAUAUAUAUUUAUAACGCCAGCAGAAUUUCAGAAUCCAAAGGACUUGCACAACGUGAAAAGCUAAAAAUAGUAAAUGGAGAUGUUUGGGAGCGACCUGGCGGAGAUGGCCAAGAACUUGAAAAACUAACCAAAACAAGCGAUGACUCUGAGACUGAUGAAGAAAUCUUCUAA
Staurois parvus is the source of this 1248-nucleotide messenger RNA. The record is from the annotation of a GenBank genome assembly. NCBI's taxonomy places the organism in Eukaryota, Metazoa, Chordata, Amphibia, Anura, Ranidae.